AAACUCUCUCUUCUCCUUGUGUGUCUCUUAGUGCCAGCUAUCAGUGGCCUAUUGUGGCCACAACAACACCUCCAAGUCCUCCUUUUUAAGAACAAACAACCCCCCUCCUAUUUCCUCAUUCCCAACCAAAGAGAGAGGAAGAAAGAGAGAGAAAAAGUAGCAGAGUGAGAGAUGGGUGAGAGGAGUGUAGCAAGCUUGGCACUAUGCCUAAGCAUCAUGUUUUUGGUGAGCAACACAGCGAGCGCAUGUUGCGGGUGCAAGAAGGCACCGCCUGUCCUGUACUACCCCCCGCCCUAUGCGUACCCUUCCUGUCCUAAGGAUGCAUUGAAGCUUGGAGUGUGCGCCGACUUGCUGAGCGGCCUAGUCAAUGUGGUGAUCGGGAGCCCGCCCUCAGGCGAUAAGUGCUGCCCUCUCCUCUAUGGCUUGGCUGACCUUGAAGCUGCUGUUUGCCUUUGCACCGCUAUCAAGGCCAAUGUGCUCGGUAUCAUCAAAGUAGAAGUGCCUGUUGCUCUUUCUCUCUUGAUCAGUGCUUGUCAAAAGACGAUCCCCCCCGGCUUCGUGUGCCCUUGAGUGCUCCUCUUAUUCCUUCUCCUCCCUCCCUCUCUCUCUCUCUCUCUCUCUCUCAUUCUCUCUUCCCAUUUUUAAUAUAUUGCUUCCUAUUCUUCUCUCUCAUCCCCCAAUCUAAGUUGGGAGUUUGUUUGAUUUCCUUAGUGAUGUGGUAAUAAGGUUGAACUUGCCUGUGUAAGUUGAGCCUGUGUAAGUUGAGUCUAUGUGUGGCUGAGGUUCUAUAAUCUCCUAUGUUUCUUUGUCUUCUAUAGUAUGGAACUUUGUAUUUUUUUUAUAGUGGUGUUUUAUUUGUGUAAAGUUCUGACCCUUUGGUGCCAAAAGGGCUGUAAAAUGUACAGCUCUUUUGACUCUGGUAAGAGGGAUGUGUUCUACUUUGUGUUUUCCAGUGGCAUUGGAUGCUAGAUUAUUGUUUGUUGCUGAAUAUGUUUCCUCAAUAAAGAUGGGGCAGAUUCCAUUUCU
Amborella trichopoda is the source of this 1026-nucleotide messenger RNA. Lineage: Eukaryota; Viridiplantae; Streptophyta; Magnoliopsida; Amborellales; Amborellaceae. The record is from RefSeq and is a predicted model, not a curated record.